GAGCGCACCGCCGAAUCGGUUCGGCGGCUGCUUUCCGUGAAUAUCUCCGCAUCCCGCAUCGAAGCGGAGAUCCUGGCAAAGGUGCAGAACAGCCGAAAGCGUUUCACGCUGGACCUGACGCUUUUCGACGAGACCAUCCCCCAUGCCUCAGGCUGGGUGGUGGAGUUUCGAAAAGC
Molecule: messenger RNA, 176 nt
Organism: Symbiodinium pilosum
Lineage: Eukaryota; Dinophyceae; Suessiales; Symbiodiniaceae
Source: the annotation of a GenBank genome assembly